GGGUGGCAGCCAGAAGGUGUCCACGUUCCUGUUCUUUUUGAGAAGCCGGAAGAGGCUGGGAGAGCAUAUAAGAUGCUGCCGGAGAGAAAGCUUGGAAAUCCCCCUGUCCGGCUAUCGUGGAAAACACCAAACACCAUUGUGUGAGAGGAUAUACCCUAUUCUCCGCCUUGGCCCGCUGCUGCUGCUGAUGAUGUCUAGCUACAUAAUGAAUAUAAGCCCGGAAACAUCAAGUGCCCGCAUUCGCCAAUUACUUCAAGGGUACCAGCUGCAUGGGGCUUUGGUGCGACGACCGCACAUGAUGAUCGCUGCCUUCCGGAACCCAGAAGAGGCGGAGAUGGCUGUUCGCCGUCUGCAAGGUACUAGUGUUGAUGGCGAAUUGCUUCAAUUUUCCGUAUUGCAGGACCAGCACGCUUCCGAGUUUGUGGGUUAUGAUCACUCGCUGUCUUGCUAUAUGUGCCUUCGCACUUUAAAAAGCGGAACUAGAACAGUGUCCAUAAUUGCUACUCCGCCCCUUCCUCUUUCUUUGGCCGUGGAAUCGCCAGCAUACUAUGAGCUGACUUUCAAUCUUGGCAAGAGACCUCAAAUAACUCUUUGCGAUAGCCGGGAGUUAUCUACUGCCACUCAUCGUGAUAUUGCUUUGAGGAUACGUCAUGCAGGCCAAGCUGCGGGAGAGCUGGGGCCUCAUCCUAAUGCGGGCCAUUUUUUGAGGUUUAUGGAGGAGGUGUUUCGGCGAGAUGUGGCGGAUUCUGGGGGGAUAAUGGAUGUCGGGAUUGUCUUGAAAGAUCCACUUGAUAAAUUGGAGGUCGAGGCGUUUUUGGGGGGAAGUGUACCGCCUGCGUCGCGAGUUGUUCGUGGAAUAGGACGGGAAUUGCGGCCCCGCCGUUGGGAUACGGCCGGCGAGUCUUCGGGUAUUCGGGAGAACGGGAGACAGAGGGGCAAUGCCCUUCACUCGGGCGCACUCAGUAAACCGGGGCCAUCCAGGAGGGCCUCUACUGGUGGUGCGUCUAACCAACCAGCUUGGCCAGGAGUUGAUGACAUGCCGUUGGGGAAAGGGGUGAAUAUGGAAUCUAAGCCACAUGGCUCCGCAAACACCAAGGGUCCGGGCAGUAAGAGAGUGUUGCUAGUAGGCGUAACAAAGUCGGAACACUCAUCACCAGGACAUCCGCCCCCCGGCCCUGGCGGCGCUUCCGGAGUGUCUGUUUUCUCUGAUCCGAAGCUGAAGGUUCGGAGAUUCCCAUUUUUCAGUACUCAACCGACCGCUAUGACUAUGCGUCCGCUAAUAUUUGGCCAGCGCCAGCGGGGCUCACGGCUGUUCCCCAGUGGAGGGGAAAAUACCUUAGUGGGUCAACUCGGCGGCGGGGAAGGGCUUAGGGAUAGUGACGAGGUAGGAAUGGAGGCGUUUGAGGACCAGGGGGGCGAUGCUCCUCCGGAGCAAGUGGAUGGAGAAGGCAAUGGGAUAUCUCUAUCAGAACCAUAUAUUAAAAGAUCCUCCUCGGAUUCGGCGUCUUCGUCGUGGUCGUUUCUUCACCGAUCGUAUAAUGAUCGGGCAAUAUCAUCGCCGUCACUAUCCUCGGCACCUGCCGGCUCAGUGGGCGAGUCAGUGACGCAGGCUUUUAGUCAAAUGCAGUAUACGGACGAUAGCGGUUCCGAAGCCACAGAGUCUGCGCCAGCGGAGAUUGUCGAUCUCACCCUGGUUGAUGAUGGGGAGGAGGGAAAGCCAGAAAAACUGAGGAAUCCGGGGAAAGAGAAGAGGAACGUUCCGAUAGUCGAUUCUAGCGGCGAUGAUGGUCAAUCUGGAUUGGGGUUGCGUGUGGUCGUGGGUGAGAGGUCAACGCGGAAACGGAAGAAAUCAAAGCGAAAGGAAAAAGUACUCUCUGACAAUUGCAUGGCUCUAGAGAGCGGGAAUGAACAGCUGAUGGUCCAACGGAGAGAGCGUAAGAGUGGGAAAAAGGGAAAGGGGAAAGAGAUUGCCCACUCGGACAGGAGGAUGGAAUUUCAGAGCGAUUGGGACGAACCAGGUCCAUCAAAGCCAAGAGAGAAGUCGGGGUCUAAGAAAAUUUCCGAGCAAGUAGAGUCCGCCUCCGGCUACGAAAGCCCUGCCCUAUCAAAGGUGAAGAGGAAGGGGAAGAAGAAGAAGACUAAAGAGAUGGGAGAGGUCCGGGAAUGCUCCGAUGUGGACAUGGAUUCUUCUGACCCACUGACGAAACGAACCCGUGAGAAGCGUAGAAGCUACCAAUCCUCGGUCCCUGAGCUCACGGAGGGCGUAGCAGAGACCCCCGUCGCCAGCGGCCGCUCCACCUCGCGCCGUUCGAAGCCGUCGGCAAGCACCUCUUCCUCCGAUCCCAAGACCAAGAAGCGCAAGCGGAAUCGCAGCCCGUCAACCGAUCUCUCGUCCAGCCCCGCCCGGUCCGUUGAAUCCAUGGAUGCGUCCUCCCGCCGUCGCGAGAUUGAGAAGCAACUCUCCCACAUCAACCUUCAGCAGCACAAACUCUCUGUGCGCGAAUCAGGCCUCAUGCACGAACUCAAGAAGUUGAAGUACGAGGCGCGCCGUGAUGCCGACCUCCAGGGGGUCGAGUAUGCGAAUUGUACGUGCUCUGCCUGCGGCGAGUACGGGCAUAAUAAGAGAAAUCGCUUGAAGUGUAAGGCGCAUGAACUGUAUAGGGAUUGGUAUCCGGAACGG
Molecule: messenger RNA, 2680 nt
Organism: Tuber aestivum (summer truffle)
Lineage: Eukaryota; Fungi; Ascomycota; Pezizomycetes; Pezizales; Tuberaceae
Source: the annotation of a GenBank genome assembly